CUUCCUUCUCUCGAAACAAUGUCCCGAUUGCUCUCCAAAAUCGUAAUCCCCCGCGGUAGAUUCCUCCCCCUUCGUUUCCCGGCUCCGGCGCCGGCGAGCGAGGCUUUCUUCCGCCGUCGUUUCUCGUCGGAGCCCCAAUUCGUCGAGAUCGACCUAGAUUCUUCAUCGUCGUCUUCGCAGGCGGAGGCAAGAGCCGAGUUCAUCAAGGAGCUCAACGACAUGGUUCGGAGGCUCAUCGUGCACAAGUCGACUCCCGAUUGGCUCCCGUUCAUCCCCGGCUCGUCGUUCUGGGUCCCGCCGUCUCGCAAAACCACCUCGGAGAUCGUCGAUUUGGUCGACAAGGUGACGAAUCGGUUGUCGGAGGAAGAAUCCCUCUCGGUCAUGUCUCUUCGUGGCUGGCCUAGAUCAUCGUUCUUCAUUCCUUCAGAUGAUUCUGCUCCCACGGAAGAGGUAGAAGCUGAUACAGGGUUUAAAAUUGCUGAGAAUGAGGUGCUAGAGGUGAAGAUCGAGCUCCUUCCGAAUUCCGAUGAUGAAUCUUAACCCGGAGAAGAAGAAAAGUGAUAAACUUUUCCAAGUAUACGGCAGAUGCAGGUAAGAUUAGCGAGAACUGAAGGGUUUGAUGCGUGGUGACAUCAGUUCGGACAGGUAUUGGCAAAGUUAAACUGGUUUGUUGUCUUUGUGUAAAAAUAAAUCGGAUUUGUUCGUAUCAUGCAUGUGCUCGUAGGCAAAGUUCAGGACUUUUUUCCAUUGGUUAACGAGUUUAAUCUUCUUUUUUGUUAUAAUUUUGUCUUGUGGAAUCAGUACUUACAGUCCAUAAUGAUCGGCGGUAUCAAAUGGAGGAUCAAUAUGGUGGAGUUCAACAUCGGAUCCUUCAUAGAAUCAUCUCCCAUUCCUCUUCUGCUGUGUCAAAAUCUCCUGUUUCCAGUCCCGGGAUUCGGUAUCGCAUUCUGUUUUUCUCCUCUAUAACGAAUAAACCCAAUUUUGGAAACUCGAAGAAUCGGAGAUUAAAAGAACGAUCGGAUCAUUCCAGCUUCAACAACACAUUUCAAUUCGAUAUGUUAAUGUUACAAAACAAACAGAUUGGAGAUUGUUCUUCAUCACUACAUUUUAUUCAAUCACACAUGAAAUUCUCUC
This is a messenger RNA of Tarenaya hassleriana, 1134 nucleotides long. RefSeq lists its product as uncharacterized. The record is from RefSeq and is a predicted model, not a curated record. Lineage: Eukaryota; Viridiplantae; Streptophyta; Magnoliopsida; Brassicales; Cleomaceae. The transcript is spliced from 3 exons. Bases 19 to 540 code for a protein of 173 amino acids.